AAUCUGUAUCGAUUUGAAGGCACUGGAUUUUCAAACAUCCCACAACUUAUAGACCAUCACUAUACAACAAAGCAGGUCAUCACUAAGAAAUCGGGUGUAGUUCUGCUGAAUCCUAUUCCUAAAGAUAAGAAGUGGAUUCUCAAUCAUGAAGACGUCACUCUCGGAGAAUUACUGGGCAAGGGAAACUUCGGUGAAGUAUAUAAAGGCACACUCAAGGAUAAGACUCCCGUUGCUGUGAAAACAUGUAAAGAAGAUCUUCCUCAGGAACUGAAAAUAAAAUUUUUACAAGAAGCCAAAAUACUGAAGCAAUACGAUCAUCCCAAUAUUGUCAAACUUAUAGGCGUUUGCACACAAAGACAGCCUGUGUACAUCAUUAUGGAACUGGUUCCAGGUGGUGAUUUCCUCUCCUUUCUGAGAAAGAAGAAGGAUGAACUAAAACUCAAACUGUUAGUGAAAUUCUCUUUAGAUGCUGCUUCUGGUAUGUUGUAUCUCUCCAGUAAAAACUGUAUACACAGGGACCUUGCUGCAAGAAACUGCCUGGUAGGUGAAAAUAAUACUCUGAAAAUCAGUGACUUUGGGAUGUCGCGUCAGGAGGACGGUGGAGUGUAUUCCUCUUCGGGCUUAAAGCAGAUUCCCAUUAAGUGGACAGCACCAGAAGCUCUAAAUUAUGGGAGAUACAGUUCUGAGAGUGACGUGUGGAGCUUUGGCAUCCUCCUCUGGGAGACCUUCAGCUUAGGGGUCUGUCCGUACCCCGGAAUGACAAACCAGCAAGCACGGGAGCAAGUGGAAAGAGGCUACCGGAUGUCAGCUCCUCAGCAGUGUCCAGAGGAUAUCGCCAAACUCAUGAUGAAGUGUUGGGACUAUAAGCCUGAAAACCGCCCUAAGUUCAGUGAACUUCAGAAAGAGCUCAGUGUCAUCAAGAAGAAAAUCACAUAGUGACCGUACAGUGCCCAGUCGGCCCCUGGACUCUGUCCUCCAGCAGAGACAGCUGUUGUUCUCACUAACAAAGAGUUUACACUGCAUUACCUGCAACCAUCUUCUAAGGUUAUUUUUUUAUUAACUGGGUUUUUUGGUUUUUUUUAAAAUAUGUUCCACUUUUUAAAAAAUGUCAGAAGUCCUGUUAAGGGCUUGAUUAGCUAACGAUAGCCAUCCUGCCAAGUCAGGCCUUUGUAAAUAGAAAAGCACAGGCUCUGUGUGAGGGAUGGACGAUCUGUCUCCUUCACACCCAGCCCAUUGUUGUCGCUAAAGGUUCUCUAGGCCAGGCCCAGCCCAUGGGCCGCUGUCCGCGGCCCCAGGCCCUGCUCGGUGGUGGAGAAGCUGCACUGCAAUGCUGUGUCCCAGGCCCCUGUCCCCUCCCAGCUGGCUUCUCCUCUGCCAAGGCAAGAUUGUAUUUGUAAAUACAGUUUUACAUUGGGAGUUUUUUGACCACUGUCCCCCUCCCCCCCAGGGAUUUUCUUUUCUUUCUUGCCGGAAAUUAGAGCGUGCCAGGAUCCCCGUGCUCCGGCACGAGCUGUACAUUUGUCCUUCCCCCCACCGCUUCUGUCUGGGUAUCACAGAAUGCUGCAGGAAGUGGCCUGCCUCCAGUAGCGUGCCAGGAGAGGGGAGAUGGCUGUUUCAGAAGUUACUGGAGAGACUGUGAUGGCAGGAGGCAGGCGAGCAGGAGGGUGGUCUGGGGAAACGAGCCAGGAGAGUGGCCAUCAAAGCAGGCCAGGGAAGGGAAGGAGGACGCCAGCCCAUCAGAGCCAGGCCUUUGUAAACGCACACGCACAUCUGCCCUGUUCACUGACGCCUCAGAAUGGCCCCAGGAAAUGUCUCAGGAGCUCACAGAAGCAACAAACGCAUUUAGGUAGAGAAACCGCAAAGCACAAGUCCACAGAAGGGACAGCGUUCUUCUGGCUAAGUAUCUUUUAGAGAAGACAGCCCAGAAUGAACUUCCUUCGCUUGUACCAGGUUCCAGAGCUGUCAGAAUUCUGCGGUUCUAGUUUCCUAACACGCUCACGUGCACAUGCACAUGCACACGCACACACUACAAAGUGGAGGCAGGUGUGAGAGAUGGUACAGAAGUCAGGUGAUGUUUCUGAGAAGACCACCUCGGGCUAGCCCUCCUAUGUCCACUCCCCUCUUCGGUGACCGUUAGAUUGCUUCCUGGAAAUGUUGGUCAGUAGCCGAAGGUGUUCC
Messenger RNA from Tupaia belangeri chinensis (Chinese tree shrew), 2178 nucleotides. RefSeq names its product tyrosine-protein kinase Fer. Lineage: Eukaryota; Metazoa; Chordata; Mammalia; Scandentia; Tupaiidae. Gene Ontology annotation, biological process: peptidyl-tyrosine phosphorylation. The record is from RefSeq and is a predicted model, not a curated record. Gene Ontology annotation, molecular function: ATP binding; non-membrane spanning protein tyrosine kinase activity.